This is a messenger RNA of Lethenteron reissneri (Far Eastern brook lamprey), 8003 nucleotides long. RefSeq lists its product as uncharacterized. Gene Ontology annotation, biological process: signal transduction. Lineage: Eukaryota; Metazoa; Chordata; Hyperoartia; Petromyzontiformes; Petromyzontidae. The record is from RefSeq and is a predicted model, not a curated record. Gene Ontology annotation, molecular function: GTPase activator activity.
GCGUGCGUUUGGCCGCCGCCCGCGACAGAGGAACUGUGAGCGGGGACGCGGCGGAGACGACGAGACGCAGCUGAGUGGGGACAGCGGGGGACAGGGAGACAGGGCCCCCCUCACACACGGAGACAGGGGGACAGGGCCCCCCUCACACAGGGAGACCAGGAGACGCAGCCCCCCACCUCCCGGCUAUGCUGGACCGCAACGUCGGCGCGGCCGCGCGGCUGCAGCUGCGGAGCCUCGGGGUGCGCGUGGAGGCGGCGGCGGGCAGGAGGCCCAAGGGCCCAGCCCGGGCUCGCUCGGGGAAGAAGAAAGAAGAUUAUUCUCACGGGGGCUCACCAUCCAGUACCGAAUCGCUGGUCCCAAGGUUUGUCCUGGAAGCCUGUCGCUAUCUCCAAGACCACUUGGACACAGAGGGCAUCUUCCGGAAGCCGGGAUCAUUGUCCAGGAUGCGAGAGCUCAAGGCCCGGCUGGAGCGCGGCGAGGCCUGCCUGGCGGGCGCGACGGUGAACGACGUCGCCGGGCUGCUCAAACAGCACCUGCGUGAAGCGGCCGAGCCGCUGGUGCCGCGCGAGCUGCACUCACCGCUGCGCCGAGCGCAGCAACUGGCGACGGCGGAGGAGCGCACGAGGGCAACGCUGCUGCUGUGCCUGCUCAUGCCCCCCGCCACCGCCCACGCCCUGCGCUUCAUCAUGACCUUCCUGCACGCCGUGGCCGAGAGAGCGGAGGAUAACAAGAUGACGGCGACGAACCUGGCGGUGGUGUUCACCCCGACGCUGAUGCACGGCGGGCGUGGGGCCAGCCUCACGCCGGGCACACAACAGCUGCUCCAGCUGCAGGUGCUCACCGUGGAGACGCUCAUCACCAAUGCUCCUCGCAUCGGCCAGUGGCCGGAUGAAGAGGAGGUGGAAGAAGAUAACGAUGAUGCUGCAGGGGCAGCCUUUGGCAGGAAGGGCAGCGAGGACCAGUCGCCAUCCACUGGCGGGCGUGGAGACCAGCGCUCGCUCAAGUUGAACCGUCGCCGCAGCUUCAACGACGUCGUCUACGGAGCUUUGAAUCGUCUGAAAAUCAGCAAGACGCCUGUAGGCACACCUAAGGGAGAAGAUCGCGUGGGUCCGCAGACGCCUCUCACGGGGAGACAGAAGCGGAAAUCCUCCGAUGUCAGCCCGAAUCACGGCUCCUCCGACAAGAAGCGACGAGGAGACGAGGUGUGGGACUCGACGCCGCGUGGCUCGGGCCAUCUCGACCCGUCGCAGCCGAGCGCCGGAGACUCCAGCCGUUACGCGACGCGAGGCUCGGACGCUCCAUCGCUCGAGUCGGAUGGAGCCGCGGUCCCGCCCGGCGAGGCCACCACCACCACCACCACCCCGUGCGCGCAGCGAGGCGAGGGGGCGGCACUCAUGACGAGGAAGCGGUCGCGGAAGCUUCUCGGCCUGUCAGCACCCCACCCGAGCAGGACGUCAGCCAGGCUGAGGCUGCGGAUGACCAAGCCAAGAGCGGGAUCCGGAGACGGAGAUGGAGCCAGAGCCAUGCACUUGUCGUCAUCAUCGGGGCCGUCUGAUGGCUCGCGCAAGUCUCUGCGCGUCAUGCUGAGCCACUUGAAGGCUUUUGGCUCCGAGGAGCGCGCCGCUUGUUACCCGCUGAAGAGCAGCGCGGAAGUGGGGAGGCGCCUGGCCAACCAGCCUCGCCUCGACGGCGGCAUGGACACCCUCAGGAUCUUCCCGCAAACGCCACGCAGGAAACCGGCGCCCGCUUUCAAACCUCCCGUCGAGGCUGGCCCCGCAGGACUGAUGGCGCGGAGCGGAGGGGCUCAAGGCUCGGCGACGUCCGCGCGCGCGCCAGGCGGCGGUCACCGUCCGCCCUCCGUCCGCGCCGCAACUGCGGCCAGCGCAACCGCGCCCGGGAUAAGCGACCGGCAGAGCCACCGCGGGCCCCUCCCCGUGGCUGCCGCCGCCGCCGUCGCCUCCCCCGCGCUCUCCGCCAACUUGACCCCCGACCCCUGUUCGAGCGCGCGGCCGAGCGGCGGCUCGUUGUGCUGCGGUGGUGACCGCGUCGCCCCGACCGCUGUCGGGAUCAGAGGAACGUUUUUUGAAUCGGGAAACGAGCUGCACGCGCUGGCCUUCAAACGCAAAGGAGGCGAUCCAUCGAGGGCAGGCGGUGACUUUCGCAACUCCGAGUCUAAAAUGUCAAGCGAAGCUGAAACCGCAUUUGAAAAGAAUGCCGUCGGCGGGCGCCUUCAUCGGCCCGUGCCGGGAGACGACCGCCUCGGCCCCACGGCUUCGAAUCCCCGCACAACUUUUUACGACGGCCUUAACAGAGCCUGCGAUGCAAAUCAAUCGGUCGGCCAAGAUAAUUAUCAGCAGCACGAUAGCGAUUCAAGUUCGUUUUCCCUUGCCGUGCCGAUGUCUGAGGUGUCGGAGAAGCGUCUUCCUGCUCCCAGCUGCUCAAAUGCCAAUGGUUCAGCAAUUACACAGUUUUGCGGCUGUGGGUCCUGCGACUUAAAAGGGCAGAAAAAUCCAAUUUCAACUCCCAGCGAGAUUCUCAAACUUGAUACGUUUCCAGGCUACAAACACACCCAAGGUUCGCAGUGUGCAGGCGGUCGGCUUAUCCCCGCUGCUCUUACAGAAGCGAGUAAGCAGGGACUCGCGAGUGAAGUACGAAAACCAGCAAAAGGAAUUUCACGUGAAAGUCUGCUCUCGGAACCCGACUGGUGUUGGGAUGCAGAUGCCAUCAAAGCGUCCUCCAGGGCGUCGAGUUGUCGUCCCGCGGGCAGAACGGUGGACACCCUGUUCCGCUCAUCCUCGGCUGAGAUGGUCGGAUUCGGCCUUCAGAACCCUGCCUUGAGGCUCGUCAAAGCCUCAUCCGCGGAAGCCUGCCCUUCCGGCUUUGCCGAUGAGACGGGGCGCAGGCGGCCGCCACGGAUGACGGUCACCUCGUUUGUGGGCGCCCCCAUGAAACUGAGCGUGAAGUGCGAGGAACCUUCGCCACCAUCAAACCAACCAAACUCUCGUGGCGUUGACGUUCAGACCGUGACGGGGACUACGGGAAACAGCGAUGUGGAGCACGAAGCAGGCGGUGAAAAAGAAGCGGUGUACGUGGCCACGUCCGGACAGGCUCUUCGCAAUUCUCCCAGCGACCACGGUAAGGGGCGAUGCAACCCGGAAAACCGCGACGGAAGAAGCACAGUGCGGGACGUGCUUCUCCACAGGAGCGUCUCCACCCCCUCCAGGCCGGCGACUGCCCAGCGCGGCCCUCAUCUCAGGUCCGGGGCCGGAACGACGCGGGCUCUACCCAAGGGCGGCAGCGGCGGAAUCCUCAAGAGCGUAUCGUUCAAUGCCAAGGGGUCGCGGGCGUGUGGCCAGGCCCGAGCGUCCCCUCCCAGCCGGGCGGUGGAGACGAAGGCUGCCCCUGGGGGGGGGCGGCUGGUGCGGACUGGCAGGCCACUGCAGGUUCCACCCAAAUGCCCCGUGGCCCCGAUGCCCCUCGUGCCAAGCAAGGCAGCCUGGGAUGUGUGAGCGAGACGUCUUUCUGUCUGACUUGAGAGUUAAUGUCGCAACGUUCCAGUUUGCUCCCUUUCCCACCGUAUACAUUCAGAUUGUUGUUUUUCCAUCUAACAAUUUCUCCAGCUUUGUUUUAAUGGUGGCUUUUAAAAAGUGUUUAGUUGGGUUGUUUAUUUGCCUUGUUCGAAUGCAUUGCCCGUCAUUAGGCCUUUGAUUUGUGUAUUUGUCAGUCAUUUAAUAACUUUUAUUUCAUGGCACAAAGAGCCUUGAAAAUGUGAUCCGAGCACGGCGCAGCACUACUGGUACCACGUGGUGAAGUCUGGAUAGCAAAGCACUACUGAGGUUACACGGUGAAGUCUGCACAUCACAGCACUACUGGAGCCAAACGGUGAAGUCUGCAUAUUGCGGCACUACUUAAGCCACACGGUGAAGUCUGCACAGCACAGCACUACUGGGGCCAAACGGUGAAGUCUUCACAUCGUGGCACUACUGGGACCAUGGUCAAGCCUGCACGUUGCAGCACUACUGAGGUCAUUCAGUGAACCUGCACAUCGCAGCAUUACUGAGGCCACUCGGUGAUUCCUGAACAUCGUGGCACUACUAGGACCACACGCGGUGUGUGCUGUCUGGUGUCAUGUCCAAUUAUAAAGUAGGCCACGUUGAGUGGAUCGUCACUUUGUGGAGAGACUCGCAGCGCUCACAUGUGCCAGGCUACGGUUACACACGGGAAUCCGGGCUGCACCGCACGGCGUGUGCGUGCGUGCGUGUGUGGCCCUGUCGUUUCAGUGAGUGAGUGUGAGUGGUCCUGUCAUUUGAUUGUCUUUGUUGUGGUCCUGUAAUUUCAGUAAGUGAGUAAGUGUCUGAUUGUCUUUGUUGUGUUCCUCCCAUUUCAAUGAGUUGUGCGAGUACAUGGACACUGCUGGAGUAAAUAUCCGAGAUGUCGUCCUCCCUUCGUUCUGGGUUGCCGCGUAUCUCUGCGGCACUAAUAGGAAGCAGUGCCAAAGCCAGUUGAAUGAUUUGGUGCCUAACGCCAGACCAAAGUCAUUCGGUAUCAUUACAGUUCUCGGAAGCCUCCUGUUGCCACGACAGGAUAAGAUAACGCUUGCACGCGGCUUCCGUCUCAGCGGGCAGCUUUUCAACGUGUGGGGGCUCUUUUAUCAUCUGGGUAGAGCCGCAGAAUUCUCCAAACUCCUGCUUUCAUGAGCACAGGCAGCAGCCCCGUCAGACCCUCGGCUCCGCUUACAGAGAAAGUGAAUAAAUAUUGCGCCCUCGUUGAUUCAUUUUUUGUUGCUUUUAACUCGAGCAGUAAAACAUAUAAAAAUUUAACAUUACAUUUAAUGGGGUUUUUUUUUUUGGACUCCUGCAGAUUAAAAUAUUUCAGAGUCGUUCUCCGGGAAUUGAAAAUGCGCCACGUGUGGAAGGUUACAUAAGUGAUUUGAUGUGACGAUUGAUAUUUCAUCCCGUCCCGUCCUGCCCCAUAGAACGAGCGGGCCUCGCGCUUGCUGCCGCUGCUGCUGCCACCCACCCCACGUCCCGGUUAGAGGUGGCGACGAUGUUUGGGUUCGUCGGCGAUGUAAUCCCGACCUGGUUGUACUCUCAAACUGGUGGCGGGGGAAUUGCAAGUGGAGAGGCGAGGGGCUGUGUACUUGUGAGAAGAAACUCACGAGUGCACAAUCUGCGACUGCGAUCACCGAGACCGGCCUAAGUAGGUUUAUCGUGAUCUAAAAUGCCGCUGCCAGAUUUCUCACCCGUUGCCCAAUACGCCAAUCCAUUUCCCAAUCCAAUCCCGUAUCGAUUUCACGGUCACACUCGCCAUUUUCGUCGUCCUCCACGGAGAGACUGACGCCGGUCCACGGGAGGAUCUUAGAAGUGCGGUGAGCGCAAUCUUGUAAUUUAUCCAGGACUGGAUUGGGAUCUGGUGAAGAGAUUAGGAUAUUGGGUUGAAUGUGGUAAUGUUUAUUGUGGCAGAAACAUUGUAGAUCAUCUGAAGUGCUUUGGGGUGUUGACUUUACCGAAAGAACCAAAGAGUAAUUCUUGCAGUCACGAAAGCUCCAAAUUAAGUUUGUUGUGAGGAAGCCCAAGAGGAGAGAGUUGCAGGAGUGGAGUUGGGAUUGAACGAAGGCUCGGAUGAGAAGUUCAGCGGCAGACAGGGCGUUGUAGAUGGCGCAUGUGGGAGAUGUUGCGUAAGUGUAGGUUGGAGGUCCUGCAAAGUUGAGAACGAGAGCUCAGGAUUGAUGACAACUCCAAAGUUACGACGCGUGCACUGCCGGUGUGAUGUCGGAUCACAGGAGGUGCGCAGUCAAACUGGAAUCUUUGUCGAGUGUGGACUUUAUGCCAGUGAUUCAGCAUGGGGGCAUUUUUUAGUUUUCAGUAUAUCAAGCGUAACUAAUUUAUGGGAGAUUUGAAUGGAAAAUAAAUCACCUUAAUAAAGUUUAAGUAUAUAUUUGCUCCUCUUCACUAGACAAACACUUUGUGUGCAUCUCGCAUCUUCAUUUUUAACAACUUAAAUUGCACUAAACUACAAGAACCAAACAAAUUAAACAGAAAAUUAAUGGCUCGAGACGCGGGUGUUAAGUCAGCGAUUUGAACGCGCGCGUGCCGGGCAGCUCUGGUGGUAAUUGGCAAGAUUAAGCCGCGCCACCGUGAUCAAUUGGGAUGCUAGUUUUGGGAGACACACUCUGCGCGGCAGAGGUUUGACGGGAGAAGCCCGCGCUCUGUCGUUUCGCGUUCGCUGCCUCUUCGAGCGCUCGCUCGCCGCAGUGAUGGUGGUCAGGUUCCUGCCUUAGGCCCUCUUAGACCGUUCCUCGAAAGCGGCGGCUUCUCAACCUGUGGCCAGCGGGCGACCACUGGUUGACGGCAAGCCCGUGGGGAAGCGGUCCUCGGGACUGUAGCAGACGCUACCGUGUAGAAUAGGAAGUGUAAUGUUGAAGAGCAAACGAAUGGUGCGUGAUAGACAUUUCAAUGGUUGACAGCGACAGUCUGCUGGCCCAGAGAGUUCGGGAACCAAUUCCCUAACAUCUUGCCACGGUGGCGAGAUGUGAACUACUUCGCCUGAUAUAUCGGUCGUGGGUUCGAUCCGGACCCUGACGCCUAUAUAUUUGGAGUUUGCAUGUUCUUCCCGUGGUCGUGUGGAUUUUUCUCCGGGCCUCCGGUUUUUCCCUCCACAGAAGCACGCGUUUAGAGUAUUGGGCUGCUAUAAAUUUCCACGUGAUAAGCCACUUUGUUGAGCUAUCAUCUGUGGCCAGGUCACUUCUGAGCAAGAGCUAUAUAGCUCAGUGGGCCUUACCUGGUAAAAUAAAAAUAGUUCAGUCAAGGAAAAGGUUCCUCCUUCCAUAUCAAGACGUAUGUUGUGUCACCCUGUGAUAAGUCUCAAGUGAUAGCAUUCGGAAUGUGAGCCUUUACAUCGAUUUAGAGAGGGCAAUUACAUGGGCACGGUUGGUGAAAAAUAAUCCAACAGACAAUGUGUUUGACGUGUGUUUUGUUCUCACUGUUUACAGAGCCAGCCACUGUGCAAUGUUGCUGCUACGCCUCAUGUUGUUUAAGCACAUCGUUAAGCUAGAAAAAUUGCACCUUUAGCGAGUAUCCUUUGAGGUGUGUAACUCUUGGUUUUCUAUAUAUAUACACACACCACACACCCCGUUUUGUAAAGGGGAAACGCACUGUUAAGAAAAAUGAGCACGGUGGAAGUGAAGCACGAGUUAAUUGCGGUCGAGGGAUUUCACCGCGUCUUCGCCAAUACGUCACGUCCAAACGGGCAAACAGGUGUAUGUCUCGACAUACGUAGAACUUAUUUCCCACCGUACGUAGCCAAACCGUGCUAACUGGAGAUGGGAUGCCGUCUUCGCGCGUCUCGUUGCGACUCGGCGUGCGAAAAACACUGUGUACGAAGCAGGAAGACCUCGGGGUGUCAGAAGAAUCUCAUUAAUCCUGUCCGCCUGGACUGGAACUUUCUCCUUUUGAAAGCCAUCGCGCUCGCGAGGACGCUUCGGGCUCGUCGCCGGUGAAAUCGGGGGGGCGACUGUCACGCCUUUUUAUUGGGACCGAGAGAGAGAGAGAAAAAUAAAUGCCGCUGUAUUUUCAUUACACGGUCUGGCACGUGUGGUGACAGAUGUCAGCGAAUGUGAGCCGCGGCAGAAACUGGAGGUGUGAAUCACGUAAUUAGAAACAUUUCCAUAAUUGCGGUCAAUUUCAUCCAACUUUUAUUUCGAAGCAUUCCGCGUGUCACUUUUGCAGCAGCCCGAUAUUUACGGAUGUGUUUGACAUUUUAAAACGGAGUCUGUGUGCAACGUGUUACAAAAAAUAUAUCAUCCGCGAUGCCGUCUGCGCGUCUUUAUACGGUAAUUAAAUCGAGAUUUAUUUGCUUGAAAAAACGUUUCUUUUAAAAAUUAUUGAUGUAUGAAUCCAUACGCAAUCGUUGUACUGCCAUCUGAUCGUAUUUCCAUCAUAAAUCUAUGCGCGGCAAUAAAGUAGUUACCAAAUAAAUGUUGCUGUCAGAAUUGAGUCUGAAUA